This is a messenger RNA of Ctenocephalides felis (cat flea), 847 nucleotides long. RefSeq names its product 60S ribosomal protein L10a (gene RpL10Ab). Gene Ontology annotation, molecular function: structural constituent of ribosome; RNA binding. The transcript has 5 exons. Gene Ontology annotation, cellular component: large ribosomal subunit. The record is from RefSeq and is a predicted model, not a curated record. Gene Ontology annotation, biological process: translation. Bases 151 to 804 code for a protein of 217 amino acids. Lineage: Eukaryota; Metazoa; Arthropoda; Insecta; Siphonaptera; Pulicidae.
GUGUUGGUAGAAAUGUAAAUUCCUCUACGACAUUCACGUCGACGUUCUAGUUAAUCGUCCAUUUUAUCCUCUCCUCCGUUGCAGAGUGCGUGCAUUGGCUGUACAAUCGCCAAAUUGUGGUUGAUAUAAGAAGAAUUACAAUUCUUCGCCAUGACGUCGAAGGUUUCCCGUGACACUCUAUACGAGUGUGUCAAUGCUGUAUUGGAUUAUUCAAAGGAAAAGAAAAAGAAGUUCUUGGAAACUGUUGAAAUCCAAAUCGGUUUGAAGAACUACGAUCCCCAGAAGGACAAGCGUUUCAGCGGCACCGUAAAAUUGAAGCACAUUCCACGACCAAAAAUGCAAGUAUGUAUUUUGGGAGAUCAACAGCAUUGUGAUGAAGCUAAGGCCAACAAUGUCCCAUGGAUGGAUGCCGAAGCUCUGAAAAAACUUAACAAGAACAAAAAGCUUGUGAAGAAACUAGCUAAAAAAUAUGAUGCUUUCUUAGCUUCUGAAUCUUUAAUCAAGCAGAUCCCCCGUUUGUUGGGUCCAGGUUUGAACAAGGCAGGUAAAUUCCCUGGUCUCUUGUCUCAUCAGGAAUCCAUGGUGCAGAAGAUUGAUGAAGUUAAAGGAACUAUCAAAUUCCAGAUGAAGAAGGUGUUGUGUUUAUCUGUAGCUGUUGGUCAUGUUGAUAUGUCUCCUGACGAGUUGGUCCAAAACGUUCACUUGUCAAUUAACUUCUUGGUGUCACUUUUGAAGAAGCAUUGGCAGAAUGUUAGGUCUCUACAUGUUAAGUCUACUAUGGGACCACCACAAAGAUUAUAUUAAUACAAUAAUAAUGUAUAUUGUAUAAUACAUAAUUUAAUACAAA